Papaver somniferum (opium poppy) is the source of this 1610-nucleotide messenger RNA. RefSeq lists its product as uncharacterized. The record is from RefSeq and is a predicted model, not a curated record. Bases 171 to 1358 code for a protein of 395 amino acids. NCBI's taxonomy places the organism in Eukaryota, Viridiplantae, Streptophyta, Magnoliopsida, Ranunculales, Papaveraceae. The transcript has 2 exons.
UCUUCUUCAUCUCCUCUUUGUUGCAUUUCUCGACCGAUUAACAUCUUUGUAUCUUCAGCGGGAACUUUUUCCCGCUCUCUCCAUAAGAAGCUGCUGCUGUUGCUGUUAAUCUGCAACAGUGAAAGAUCUCUUGAUUUAUAGGAUUCAAUCAACAAUUAGGGUUUAUUUUUAUGUAUUCUUCACCAGCAAAGAUAUCAGCUAAAAAAAGGUUUCUGGCUCACAUGACGGCUGUUCAAAACACAGAAACUGAUAUGACAGAAGACAUUGGCGAGACAACUGCUGAAAACAUUGAAAAUAAGGCAGCUGACAGCACUGAAAGUAAGGCAGAUGACAGCACUGAAAAUACUGCAGAUGAAGAUAUAGAAAAUACCACAUCUGGAAAUGUCGAGAAUAGAGGUAAUGAAGACAAUGGAAGCAGGCCUGUGGAGAGCAUAGAAAAGAUUAAUGAGGCUGAAGGCCAUAUUGUUCCCUUCCCAAGUAGUGGUACCAAACCCAAAAGACCAUAUGUAGGUAUGAUUUUUUCUUCUAUACGAGAGGCAGAAGUUAGUUACCAAGACUACGGUAGGGAAAACGGCUUCAUAAUACGUAGAAGGUCAACAUAUAAAGCUCAGCGUGGACGUAGAGUAACAAGAGUCCUAUUCACCUGUUCUUGUGAAGGACUGCAUAAGAAAAAAUGUAGUGUAGAUGAUGAGGGUAAAACCAAGAAGGCUAGGUCAACAAUGAGAACAAACUGCAAGGCUAUGAUGCGAAUCAUUUGGGAUAGAGAUUCAGAUGACUGGGUGGUCAAUGAUUUCACUGAUGAUCACAACCAUGUUAUGGUCACUCCGACCAAGAGGGUUCUUAUGGGAUCUAACAAGUAUAUGCCUCACUCCAUAAUGACAAAGUGGAUGAAAGAUGCAAACCGGGAUGAAGCUGAUCUUCCUAACGAAUUUCUUAUGCAUGACCGACUUGUUGGAACAGAAGCCAUGCGGAUUAGUCAUCUCUGUCGACGAUCAACACAAUUGGCAUAUUUAGCAGGUCGAUCAGAGGAUGGAUACAAAGUUGUGAUGGAUAUUCUUGACCAGGCAUUUGAAAAGAUUAAGCAAUUAGACACUGCUGUAAAUGAGAAGGCUGAGAAACCUGCUGAUAUUAUUAUAGCUGAUGCUGUAAUACUCCCGCCCAUCUCUCAAGAAAAAGGCACAAAGAGGGUUCGGAAAGGAAAGGACAAAGCAACAGAGGUUACUAGCGAGACCUACCAAUCGAGGAGUGGGAUAGAUACUUCUGUAGGAUAUAAAAGGCCAAGAGUUUGUAAAACCUGUAGUGGGCAAGGUCAUGACACUCGAAACUGUAGGUUCGCUGAAGAGCCUAUAUGCAACUGAAGGAUCAAUAGCUGCGUUUAUCCAGAAGGUCCUGGAUUCUCCAGCUCUGUUGUUAAGCUCUGUCAGGUUCAACCUCAAAUAAAGAGAUGGUGCAUGUGUUGUGCACCCGGCCCUUCAUACUUCUGAUAUAUUUUGUUUUUUGUUGUAUAUCUUAGUUUUCCAGAUUUAUUAAAUUAAAUCAUGAUUAGUGUUGAAAUUAUUAGAAUCAUUAACAAGUAUUAACGUGUUUGUGUUCUAGGUUGAGCACAUUUU